Cuscuta europaea is the source of this 1930-nucleotide messenger RNA. NCBI's taxonomy places the organism in Eukaryota, Viridiplantae, Streptophyta, Magnoliopsida, Solanales, Convolvulaceae. The record is from the annotation of a GenBank genome assembly.
AAUGGCUAUAAAAACGAAGUAGGUGAGAUCAGCAACAGAACGUCGUCGAUAAGAUACGCUGUCAUCUGGUUUCUCUUGCAGCUCCCCCUCUCCUUCGAGGGUUUCUUUUCUUUUUCUUCUUUUUAUUUUCUGUUUUUCCUUCAAAUUUUUUAUCUUUUUUUUGGGUUUGAUUGUUUUCCUUUCCCCCCCUCUUUCCCCUCCUUUUCAAACCCUAAAUUGUCCAUCAAUCUCUCUUUUAUCUCAUUUUAUCUACAUAUAUACACGCACUCCAUACGCCUAUAUAUUUUCAAAGAAAGGGAGAAGAUGCAGCAUAGGCUGAAACAGCAACAAGCAUUGAUGCAGCAAUCUCUUUACCAUCCCGGAAUUCUCGCCCCUCAGCAGAUAGAGCCUAUCUUGAGCGGGAAUCUGCCCCCUGGUUUUGAUACAAGUGCUUGUCGCAGUGUUUAUGUUGGAAAUAUCCAUCCUCAGGUGACAGAACUCCUUCUCCAAGAGGUUUUCUCUAGUACUGGUCUUCUUGAAGGAUGCAAGCUUAUAAGAAAAGAGAAGUCAUCAUAUGGUUUUGUGGAUUACUAUGAUCGUAAUGCUGCUGCCCUUGCUAUUCUGAGUCUAAAUGGAAGACAAUUGUUUGGGCAGCCUAUAAAAGUUAAUUGGGCAUAUGCUAGUGCUCAGAGAGAAGAUACUUCAAGCCACUUCAACAUUUUUGUGGGGGAUCUUAGCCCAGAGGUUACAGAUGCCACCUUGUAUGCAUGUUUUUCUGUCUAUCGCAGUUGCUCAGAUGCAAGGGUGAUGUGGGACCAGAAGUCUGGCCGCUCAAGAGGGUUUGGGUUCGUUUCUUUCCGUGAUCAGCAGGAUGCACAAAGUGCAAUAAAUGAAUUAAAUGGAAAGUGGCUUGGAAGUAGACAAAUUCGGUGCAAUUGGGCAACAAAAGGUGCUGGUUCAAGUGAUGACAAACAGAUGCCCGAUGCUAAAAGUGUUGCGGAAAUGACUAAUGGCACAUCAGAUGAUGGUGCAGAAAACAUAAAUGAAGAUGCACCAGAAAACAAUCUUCAAUAUACAACUGUUUAUGUUGGCAAUCUUGCUCCUGAAGUUACUUCUGUUGAUCUUCACCGCCUCUUCCAUUCUCUUGGUGCUGGAGUCAUUGAAGAUGUCCGUGUUCAACGUGACAAGGGUUUUGGGUUUGUAAGGUAUAGCAACCAUGCUGAAGCUGCUCGAGGAAUUCAACAGGGGAAUGCCCGAAUUCUUUUUGGCAAACCCAUCAAGUGCUCAUGGGGAAGUAAGCCGACGAUGCCCGGAACUAGCUCGACCCCACUGCCGCCACCAGCGGUACACAUUCCUGCUGAUGUUACAGCAACCAAUUCCCUUGCAGCUUAUGAGAUGCAGCUUGCUUUGAGCAAAAUGGGCAGUGCACAAGCUGCUGCUCUCAUGCACCAUCAUCAUGGUCACCGCAUCGGUGCUGCUAAUCCGGCCAUGUAUGAUGGUGGAUAUGCCACCCAACCACAUAUGUACUAUCAGUAAUAAUAACUCCCAACCAUCACCGGACUGCUGGCCGUUAUUGUCCGAUGGAGUUGAUGUUAUAAUUAUAGGAUUUAUUUUUAUUAUAUAGGCUUCUCGUUUUUUCAGUCUUUAGUUUUGAGAACUGUAUUUCCCUUGCCUGUUAUUAUGUAUAAUCUGAAGCAUGUAUGGAUUUCAAUUUGAUACUUUGGGGAUUAUUUUACUUGAAUGGUAUUUUCACAAGGAUGUCUAGUCACUGAGCAUCAGACAAUCAGACAUCAGUGUAACUUCUUUGUUUCGAUAUAAGGCCUCAUAUUUGAGGUGAAAUCCUGUAAUAAAUAAAUUAUGAUGAAUAGCAAAAGCUGAUAGCCUGAUAUAUAUUGUAGUAAUCUUGAAAAUUUCCUACCUUUUAGUCAAUUAGUUGUAUAUAGUAAUAUUG